This is a messenger RNA of Blastomyces gilchristii SLH14081, 322 nucleotides long. RefSeq lists its product as uncharacterized. The record is from RefSeq and is a predicted model, not a curated record. The transcript has a single exon. Lineage: Eukaryota; Fungi; Ascomycota; Eurotiomycetes; Onygenales; Ajellomycetaceae. The annotation marks the transcript as partial.
UCACUUCUCAGAUAUCUCCACAACUACAGAUCAGGGAUCUUCCAAAAUCGAGAAGAUUGGUGCAUAUGGCUAUGUCUCUUCACCUUACAAUUUGUAUGGCAAUUUGGCCCGGGGUUGUGGUGUGGUAGGGGAGAAUGGGGGAUAAUCCCACACAGGAGUUUCGAACGACGUCUGGUUCACAUUUGGCUGGAUAACUCCACCACCACACGGGGUAUGCGGUCGGCGAUGGGGUCAAAAUGCUUGUAUGAUCGAGGGCUUUUCGAUGGAUCUAUCGGCGGGUUCUUAUUCGAAAAAUCGAGCGAGUUCGUGGUGGAGCGGUUGA